AUGCCCUCGGCUCUCCCCUCGGGAAUGGCCACACCCUUCUUCCAGAGCGGUCUCGCCAUGAUGACCCCCCUGGACCACCACUCUCACUUUGCCGCGCAGCUGUCCUCCGCCACCAAGAAGCUCGAUACCCGCCAGGACUUUACCGACGUGCUGCCCACAGAAAUCUGCCACGCUAUCUUCUCGUGUCUCACCUUCGACGACCUUGUGGCCUCCCACCAGGUUUCCCGCAACUGGAACUCCAUCAUCACCGGCUCGGGAGACUUGUGGAGAGAAGCCGGCAUCCACAUGGAUCGACGAACCCCUCUCAACGAAGUGGCCCUCAAAAAGUACGUCUCGUACGCCCUCCCCGAAGGAACCACCCAGCCCCUCAGCCAUCUCCAGCUCCACAGAAACUACACCGCCGAGAUCCCCGCUCCUCAGACAAUCUUCAACUUUGCACACAACAUCUCCUCUUUCUCGGGCCAUCUCCAGCUCACCAAUAAGGCCGCAAAGCAGCUCUUCUGUAAGAUGACCCAGCUCGAGCACCUCGACCUCGUGGUCUCAGGCGACGUUCUCUCUCUGUCGGUCUUCUGGAACUCCUCCAAGCUCGAGACUCUGCGACUCUCCUAUCGAGGCGUGGCAGACGAUUCCUCCAUCAUCGAAGUGACCGACGAGGAGUCUCAACUUGUCCCCACCACCUCCAGCCUUAAGUACAUUGCCGUCGACGGUCUCUACGACGCUCCUAUCUCACCCUCGGAGCUCCGAGCCACCGUCAUGGCCUGCUCCUCUUCUCUCGAGUACCUGUCCAUCAAGAACUGCGUCUACUCAUCGGCCACCCCCCUCAGCGAGCACACCCUCGACAAGAUCAAGCUGCCCAACCUCACUGCUCUGAUCUACAAUCUUGGCGAGUCAAUUCUCCCCAACAUCAUGUGCCCCAAACUCAAGCACCUGGAUCUGUCUCGAUUCGAGGGCUGUGAGGACGCCAUCCCCCUGCGACGAAUCUGGGGCUUCCCCAACGUUGAGACCGUUGUCUUCAACCAGUCGAUUCAGAUUGCCGACGUCAUGGAGGAUGUGCUGUAUUUUGGCCGAAUGAAGUCCCUCAAGACCCUGACAUGUAUGCCCUGUCCCGUCAACGGUGAAGAGCCCGUUACUAACUGGAAGACUCUCCUGAGAAACUACUCCCCUCUGCUCAACACCAUUAAUGUCUAA
This is a messenger RNA of Yarrowia lipolytica CLIB122, 1188 nucleotides long. RefSeq lists its product as uncharacterized. Gene Ontology annotation, molecular function: protein binding. Lineage: Eukaryota; Fungi; Ascomycota; Dipodascomycetes; Dipodascales. The record is from RefSeq and is a predicted model, not a curated record.